CAAAGCAUCUAAAAUAUUUAAUAGAGAUGUCUGAAAGUGGUUCUGUGUAUGUGAACUACACUGAGCAGGGAGGAGAGUGCGUACGGACCGUGGCAGAAAAUGUGGUUGAUUCUCAAGUCAAUAACACACAGAGGAAGCAGCAAACUCCAAGAAGAGGACUCAGUGCUAAAUGGAGGACAUUUUACAGCCUGACUACUGUUUGUGCUGCUGAUGCUGAUUGUUGCCACAGUGAUGGGUGUCAAAUUUAACAACCUGACAUCAGUAAACAAGCAGCUACAGACCAGUUACAACAACCUGACUAGAGAGAGAGACCAGCUACAGAUUAGUUACAUCAACCUGACUAGAGAAAGAGACCAGUUACAGAUUAGUUACUUCAACCUGACUAGUGAGAAAGACCACCUACAGACGAGUUACAUCAAGCUGACUAGGGAGAGAGACCAGUUGAAGAACAAGUUAGCAGAAAUAGAUACACAAGCCAAACUCGGAUGGAGAUACUUCAAUUCUAGUUUUUACUACAUCUCUACUUCGAGGAAGAACUGGAGUGAAAGCAGACAGGUCUGCCUAAACAGAGGAGCAGACCUGGUGAUCAUAAACAGCACAGAGAAAGAGGAGUUCAUCUCUUUACAGCUUGGCAGCAGUCGGGCUUGGAUUGGUCUGAGUGACAUUGAGGAGGAGGGGGUGUGGAAAUGGGUGGACGGUACACCACUGACCACUGCGUUCUGGGCGGUGGGGGAGCCGAAUAAUGCUUUAGAUGAGGACUGUGCUGAGAUCAUGCUUGUUCUAGGCUGGAAUGAUUUGCCAUGUUCUGCUAAAAACUACUGGAUCUGUGAGAAAAUGUGUUUUAGUUGUAUGGGUAAUUGAGUCUAUUUAUUCAUGCCGCUGAAUGCAUUUAGCAUUUAAAGCAUACUGUAAUGCUCUCUAAUUUACUAACCUGCUUAGAACAUAUAAUUCAUUUAAUACAAUUCACAGCAGUUUCUUAUCAGGUGACACCUUUCCCACUUGUCUCAAAUGCAGACCGCUGCUUACUAUGGCACUGUUUUUCUUAUCAUAGACAAUGUCAGAUAGACACACAGACAAAUAAAUUAAUUAACUUAUUAAUAAAUAAAUAAAAUGUUGUGUGCUGUCAGUGAGUUCUUGCACAUUAAUACAAUCAAUUUAAUUGUUCACUUUAAGAAAAAUGAUCAUAAAAACAAUUCCAGAAUUGAUACUGAUAUUUCCACCGUAUAUACUGUAGCUGACUCUAU
Hemibagrus wyckioides is the source of this 1244-nucleotide messenger RNA. RefSeq names its product C-type lectin domain family 4 member M-like. Gene Ontology annotation, molecular function: D-mannose binding; fucose binding. The transcript has 5 exons. Bases 211 to 861 code for a protein of 216 amino acids. Gene Ontology annotation, cellular component: external side of plasma membrane. Gene Ontology annotation, biological process: biological process involved in interspecies interaction between organisms. Lineage: Eukaryota; Metazoa; Chordata; Actinopteri; Siluriformes; Bagridae. The record is from RefSeq and is a predicted model, not a curated record.